This is a messenger RNA of Drosophila simulans, 578 nucleotides long. RefSeq lists its product as uncharacterized. NCBI's taxonomy places the organism in Eukaryota, Metazoa, Arthropoda, Insecta, Diptera, Drosophilidae. The record is from RefSeq and is a predicted model, not a curated record.
UCGAAUCCUGCAGCGCCGGGAGCCACUCAAUCCGUGGGCUUUGAUGCAAUUUGGCUUCUGUGCAGGCCACUCUGCCACUUGGUGGAGCCCGUUUCUGCCCCGUUCUGUUCUGAGAGCUGUGAUCUGUGUGGCUCCCCGAUCACGCCAUGUGUAGUUUAGUUGCAGUUUCGAUUCACAUCGGAUUGCCUUGCCCAGGCAGCACAUCAAUCAUCCAUCACGCACCAAAGGCCGGGAGACAACGACAAACUGGCAGUGCAAACCUGAAUGGCAAACGGCCCAUGCCACGCAUGCGAUUUAUAUGUGUCCAAGGUUCUCUCUGGAUCGCAAUGGAUGCAAUAUGGCCACUUCGCUGCACAUUUGACUGGAUUAAAAUUCCUUUCAAAUGGCUAUAUGCUACUAAGCUCUUUUAAAUUGCAGGCAUUUUAGUUAUUGUUAUUUAGCGAUCAUUUUGAUUGGUGUCCAUUAUGUUAUCUCUCAACGAAAUAACGAUUUAGUUUGUUUAAACAGGACUUCACAGGCUUAAAUCUUCUUUUAAUAAGUUAAUGUUUAAGAAUCGAGUUUUAAUUGCAAUUGGUCAG